AUGUCUGUACUGGGAGUAUUUAACCACGGAAUCCUUGUUGGGUGUAAGGACAGAUGCGGAAGUAAUAUGCUCCUUCAGGUGAAACUUGAUGAGAAGGAGGGGAAAAUAGAAGAUGAUGAUUUCAAAGAGAAUAUUGAAGAACUUGCGAAGAAAAUGACUUCCGUAUCAGUAUUUGACAGAGCAGGAGAAGAGGCCAAGGUAUCAAGUCAGUCAGAGUCUAAAGCUGUGGGUGUAUCCAUAACAGAGAAUAAACAGUCUGUCCCAGAUACCACACCCACAUCUUCUAAAUCAUCUGAUCUAAUGGAGGAGGAGGGUGGAGCUGGAGGAGCGGAGGGCGGAGCUAGAGGGAAUGUGGGUGGAGCUAGGUCAGAUGUGGGUGGAAUUGGAGAAGCUGUGGGUGGAGCUAGAGUAGAUGUGGUGGGCACUGGAGAAGCUGUGGGUGGAGCUAGAGGAGAUGUGGUUGGAGCUGGAGAAGCUGUGGGUGGAGCAAGAGUAAAUGUGUGUGGAGGAGGACAAGCAGGAGCUCCUAUAGACGACAUGAUGGGUGCAGUGGGCGGGGCUGAUAAUCUAUUACAAGCUCUUUCUAUAGCCCAAAUGCUGGAGGACAUGGGUCAUCAGCAGAUGUUUGCAGUUCAGCCACUCUCCUGGUGUCCUCACCUAGAAACAGUACAGCCCCUAUCACAGAGGUUUCUAGACACAAGGGCCCCUUGUCAGGACUGUGGAAAUGAGGGAGAAAACUGGGUGUGCCUCGUCUGUUACAAGGUUUACUGUAGCAGAUAUGUCAAUGAACACAUGGUAAUUCAUGGUGUAACAGAGCAGCACUUGGUCACUCUGAGUUUUUCUGACCUCUCUGUCUGGUGCUACGGAUGUGAUAACUACAUAGAUAAUCAGAUUGUAGCUGAAGCUAAGCGAGCAGCACAUAGACACAAGUUUGGAUCGGAGAUGUCGGGAUCUUAACACACAGGAAGGUGUAAAACCGUAGCAGGGACAACUGAAGAGAGCUUAAUGUGAUUGACUUAAGGACUUUGUUACCUCAUUGUCAAUGGAUGGCAGAUUUACAGGACAUUUUCCCACAAACUUGUCACAUCUUUGUCUUACUAACCCUUUAUUACACUUGGUUAUGGCAUAUUUCCUGACAGGCCCAUCAAGAGAUGUUCAUUUUCACAUUUUCAACACAAGUAAUAUUUUUAUCGAUAGACAUAUCUUAAAAAGUGUCUUAUACUAGUAGGCAUGUACCUGCCUGAGAUUUUUGUUUGUACAAAAAAUAUACAUGAGAAAGCAUGAUGCAAGUUCAUGAUUAGGGGUUUUCAUAAUCGUAAGAUUUGCUUUGAUUUCAAACAGAACCCUUUAAAUCACGACUCCCAAAACCAUUGUGCCUUCUUUUUCAACUGAUUUUUCCAGAAAUAUUUAAUGGUAUGCAUUUUUUUUCUUUAAAGAAUAUUUUAGAGGUUACUUUAACUGCAUGAUAUUUAAAACAAGGACAUCUACAUCCGUGUAGAUAUUUUAAUGACAUAUUCUUAUGCAGGUAUUAAUUUUUACAUUUUGUUAAUAAAAUUUGAUAUAAUAGUACUAGUUGAACUUGAAAAUAAUGAGCACUUUCGAGACAAAAGCACAACAUUUUUGGAAUUUACCAGUGGCUUUAAGAAUCUUCUAGAAUUUACCUUGGUACGAUUGUUUUCAAAAUAGUGCAAUGUGAAUAAAAAUUGAUGAAGGAACGAGACAUCACCUUUAGAAAAAGGUCACGUUCAACGGCAUUUAACAUUUAGUGAUAUACAGAAAGAAUAAUGUACUUAAGUACCAGUUAAAGGAAUAGCAAUAAGCCCAUAUCUGGUAAUAAGCCCAUGUCUGGUAAUAAGUACAUGUCUGGUAAUAAGUACUUGUCUGGUAAUAAGUCCAUGUCUGGCAAUAAGACCAUGUCUGGUAAUAAACCCAUGUCUGGUAAUAAGUGCAUGUCUGGUAAUAAGUACAUGUAUGGUAAUAAGUACUUGUCUGGUAAUAAGUCCAUGUCUGGCAAUAAGACCAUGUCUGGUAAUAAACCCAUGUCUGGUAAUAAGUCUAUGUCUGGUAAUAAGUACUUGUCUGGUAAUAAGUCCAUGUCUGGCAAUAAGACCAUGUCUGGUAAUAAACCCAUGUCUGGUAAAAAGUGCAUGUCUGGUAAUAAGUCCAUAUCUGGUAAUAAGCCCAUGUCUGGUAAUAAGUAUUUAUCUGGUAAUAAGCCCAUAUCUGGUAAUAAGCCCAUGUCUGGUAAUAAGUAUAUGUCUGGCAAUAAGACCAUGUCUGGUAAUAAACCCAUGUCUGGUAAUAAGUGCAUGUCUGGUAAUAAGUAUUUGUCUGGUAAUAAACUCAUGUCUGGUAAUAAACCCAUGUCUGGUAAUAAGUGCAUGUUUGGUAAUAAGUACUUGUCUGGUAAUAAGCUCAUGUCUGGUAAUAAGUCCAUGGCUGGUAAUAAGCCCACUUCUGGUAAUAAGCCCACGUAUAUCUAUUACUUUUCAGAGGAAUUACCAAAACUGCUUUACUAGUAUUGAAACAGCAUUUUUCAUUGUCUUGUAAUAAUUAAGCUCGCCCUUAGCGUUGAGUCACAGGUGAUCUAUAGCCCCCUGGACUAACUAUAAUAUGUUACAUGGAGAUGCUGUAAGUGUUCCUAUAGAUCAACCCUGAACCCCCUCCCUAUCCCAUUCUAUCCAACCGUUUAGAUCUCUAAGAAUUACCUCAGUUGGUAAGAUCCUUGUAUCACAAGUCGUGGCCUAUUGUUACCAUCAUAGUAUUCCCGAGUACAUUGAUUUUAUAUAUAUACGUGUCAUUUUGGUGUUAUUUCUCUUUGAAUAUCCAGUUGUAAAAUUGUAGUGAACGCAAUAUAGUGCAUCGCAUUAUGGAUGUUAUGUCAGCAAAAUUAAUAUGGUUUAUUGUUUGAACCGUUUGGACAGAUUGUCACUAAUUGAAGUAAAGCUGAUAUAUUACAGGACAGUGGAUAUCUGGGGUUAAAGGUGAUGGAAUACUAAUACCAUAAAAACUUCAUUGAUCCAACUCUUCACAACUUCUUUGUCGUCUAACAUACCACAACCUCACUUAAAAAUGAUCCAACUCUUCACAACUUCUUUGUCGUCUAACAUACUACAACCUCAUUUAAAAAUGAUCCAACUCAUCACAACUUCUUUGUCGUCUAACAUACUACAACCUCAUUUAAAAAUGAUUCAACUCAUCACAACUUCUUUGUCGUCUAACAUACCUCACUUAAAAAUGAUCCAACUCAUCACAACUUCUUUGUCGUCUAACAUACCUCACUUAAAAAUGAUUCAACUCAUCACAACUUCUUUGUCGUCUAACAUACCUCACUUAAAAAUGAUUCAACUCAUCACAACUUCUUUGUCGUCUAACAUACCUCACUUAAAAAUGAUUCAACUCAUCACAACUUCUUUGUCGUCUAACAUACUACAUCCUCACUUAAAAGAAAAAUUCUUUCUCCGAUUUCCUUACCUUAAAAAGUAGAAACUCAAUUACAAUCAAUCAUUAUUGUAUUGGGAAAAAUAUGUUCAUUCUGUAAACAUUAACUCGAAUUAUAACAUCCAAUUCUGAGAUAUUUGUUAGAAAAUUGCUAUCACAUUUAGUUAAUGCCAUCAAGUUUGUUUUGAUUAAGGAAAGUGAAACUAGUAUCUUUGCGCAGUUCUCUAAUCACUUUUCAAAGAUGUUCCCAGAGAUCAGUGAUAUUGGAAAGUAAACUGACUUCAAAAAAUUGUAAAUUUUGGAAUGGGUUUUAAAAUAGUUCAGAAGUAAAUUGCACCAUUAUGUUAGUGUCAGACAGUAAACAAAUAUUUCUACAUCUGAAGAAACCAAAAUCAUUCAACGAGAAAAAUAUUGCAUAUGUUAUGUGUAAAGUGUCAAAUAUGAACUUGGAUAUGGUAAGAAAGCAUAGUAAGUAGCACUUAUUGGAAAAGUUGGUUAGCAUACAAUAUUUAUACUUCUGUUUAAAUAUACUAUAUCCUGGUUAAUUGUUCAAGUGUAUAUACCAGUAGACACUCUCAGUAUGACUGUUGGCGUUCAUAGGCAAUAUGAAUGACACUGCAUAGCAGGCUCAUGUCAUACUACCUACAAUAGCUAAGCUAUAGUACAAGUACAUGUAAGAAAUGGUACAUUAUUAAGAGUUGUAAAUCUUAACAGGAUUUUUCACACUGUUACCAUCAGUCAAAUUACAUUUGAGAAACAAGUCGGUAACGGUAGUGUGGAAAGUGACAUUUAUUGUCUAAUAAUUGCCACUGCAAUAGUGAACAUCAUUUAUUGUAAUUGGUUUGAUAGAAUGUAGCUGAAUUUAUUUUUACCUUCUUGAACAUGCCUUCAUUUUCUGUAUUGAUACUUGCCGUUAUCAAUAGAAUGAAAUCUUAAAUCUAUUGUACACUAUAGUAUAUGAUAAGUCAAUAAAUAUUUCGUGCUUUUCACCUCAAAUUGAUCAUUCCUAGUAAGUGUAUAUGUCUUGAAUGUGAAUGUACUGAUCUAUAUAUGGUCAUGUACUUAUCUAUAUAUGGUCAUGUACUUAUCUAUAUAUGGUCAUGUACUUAUCUAUAUAUGGUCAUGAGCUUAUCAUGCUUAUAGAGUCAUGUACUUAUCUAUAUAUGGUCAUGAGCUAGUACCCAGUCUCUUUUACCCAGUUACUUAUCUUUUGUAAUAAUCUAUUUUUGAAUAUUAAUGCUUUGUGUGACCAGUGUUUUGACCAGUAAAUGCUGUUACUUGCCUGAUGUAGUAAUUCUAAUAUCACCCAAUUCAGAAUAUUAGAAGUAGCGGCAGUUGAUAUUGUAAUUAUGAAUCCAUAAAUUGAAUGCUACUACAUUUAGUGGGAAAACUGAUACCAUGAAGUUUGGUAAUCGUAUAGAGAACUCCUAGAGAGAUAAAGUAAUCACUGGUCUGUAUAUUAAUUCUAUAGAAGAAAACACUGUUACUGUUAUGUGAGAUUUUGUAUAUAUACAGCAAAGUUGGUGAAUCUCGAUUUUUCUCAGUCAAUGAUUUACCAACCUUAGAUGUUGUACUGAUGGAGCUAUGAAAUAGAUAUUACAGAAGAAAAUAUUAUGAUAGUUCAAGAUUUUAUAUACAUAUAUAAAAAUGAUGUUGAUAAUAUGUUUGUGAACUAACACUAUGAAUAUGAUUAGAUAAUGGAUUCAUAGUAAGUAAAGUUGACAGGAUAAUUUAAUUUAUUGAAACAUGAUAGAGGCUGUUUGAUUAAGAAUUAUUAUAUGGUGAUACACUAUGUAAGAAUAUAUUUGAUGUCUCCCGAUAAUAAAUCAUCAAAUACAA
Messenger RNA from Ylistrum balloti, 5280 nucleotides. RefSeq names its product histone deacetylase 6-like. Gene Ontology annotation, molecular function: zinc ion binding. The record is from RefSeq and is a predicted model, not a curated record. NCBI's taxonomy places the organism in Eukaryota, Metazoa, Mollusca, Bivalvia, Pectinida, Pectinidae. The transcript has 6 exons. Bases 1 to 957 code for a protein of 318 amino acids.